Messenger RNA from Penicillium pulvis, 297 nucleotides. RefSeq lists its product as uncharacterized. Lineage: Eukaryota; Fungi; Ascomycota; Eurotiomycetes; Eurotiales; Aspergillaceae. The transcript is spliced from 4 exons. The record is from RefSeq and is a predicted model, not a curated record. Gene Ontology annotation, cellular component: mitochondrion. Gene Ontology annotation, biological process: negative regulation of ATP-dependent activity. The coding region runs from base 1 to 297 and encodes 98 amino acids. Gene Ontology annotation, molecular function: ATPase inhibitor activity.
AUGCAGUCCGCCAUUCUCCGGUCCACCCUUCGCGCGACCCACAAACGAUCGUUCUCCGCUGUACCCUCGAUGAUGGCGGGAGGAGACACGGGCAACCCAAAGGCGCAUGGAUUUAUGGUCGAGAAAGACCAAUUCACCCGACGUGAGGCUGCGAAUGAGGGAAUGUACAUUUAUGAACUCGAGAAGGAGAAGCUCGAGCUUCUGCGGAAGAAACUGAAGGAACACAAGAAGCACAAUGAGGAACUCGACCAGCACCUGGAGGAACUCCUCUCCGGACAAGGUGGCGAGAAAAACUAG